GAGGCGGACGAAGCCGGGAAGGAUGAUGAAGACUGCGGGUCGCCCGAAGAUGAACCCUUGGUUGUUCCUUCGGACUUCUCCACCUCGGAGCGCAAAGACCUCGGCCUCGAAGCGUUAGCUGUUUUCGAACGUCGCAUCCGCCUAGGCCACGCCUAUGAUCUGCUGAACGCAGUGAAGAUGUUGGUGAACCACCAGGGUGCGUUUCUCUCCGACAAGCGCAAGCACGCGCGUGGUCAGAAGGACAAUACUCGGUCGCAAAAGCAGGUGUCCGCCGCCGCCGCACGGACGCGAGUGCUGGCUGGCUUGUACAAUUACAACCGCGACCGUCUGCUCGCCUUGUCCGACACCGCUACCUCCGACAUCCUCAAACCAAUCAAUAUGGAGCAAGACCUCAAAAGCAAGAACUGGAGAAAGCCCCGCGAACAGGGCGAUAGUCGCGAGGAGCAAUCGUGGAUAUGGACUGCCAUCCCACCUUGGACGAGCAAGACUGACGCAGAUGCUUGGCAACUAGAAGUCCAGUGGUUCCGAGCUCGGGCGGACCUGGCACGAAUCAACGAAGAGAUUAACAAGCUGCAUGCCGAGUUCAAGCGCACGAUACUCGGCUUCAAAAACCUGUCCCUGGCAUGGGAGUCCGCCGCUCUGAAGACUCAGCUCUCGGACGGUUCACGCGCGUAUGCAAGGAAGAAAGCUGACAUGUUCCAAAAGCUCAGUGAUCAAUGCUCAGAGACGUUCGCGAAGGCGCGUAGGGAUCCCGAGGAGAAGUGGGAUUACUCCGAUGUAAGU
Fomitopsis serialis is the source of this 783-nucleotide messenger RNA. RefSeq lists its product as uncharacterized. The transcript is spliced from 2 exons. The record is from RefSeq and is a predicted model, not a curated record. NCBI's taxonomy places the organism in Eukaryota, Fungi, Basidiomycota, Agaricomycetes, Polyporales, Fomitopsidaceae. The annotation marks the transcript as partial.